Messenger RNA from Porites evermanni, 1282 nucleotides. The record is from the annotation of a GenBank genome assembly. NCBI's taxonomy places the organism in Eukaryota, Metazoa, Cnidaria, Anthozoa, Scleractinia, Poritidae.
AAGCCUGUCUCAGAGGUGUUUGGCCAAGUUACUUUAAAUUACCAACAUACACUGACGACUGAACAUCUCUCUUGUCUACCAGCAUCAACUGAAGAUCGUUCAUCAACUCAAAGCUCCUUCAAUAAAGGCACUCAGCUCGGAGGGCCCUCACGUAGCCGACCCCUCGCGAGUAGUGCUCGACCUACAGUGAAGCUUAGUGUACCUGAGGAGAUGAGAGCCAGUGUGGCGUCAUACAGAAACCGGUUUAACAAGUAUUUGAGGGACACUGCUACUCAUGAACAGGGCAAGUUUGACCCCUGCGGACUGGUGGAUAGGUAAGUCACUUUACUUUAAUAAAAGCUACGACACAGUUGAACCUCCAUUAAGCGACCACGCGCGGGGAAGGAACAACUGGCCGUUUAAUAAACAGUUACCGAAACAAAGUCAGAUUAGCCUGAGUAGCAGGUGCCGAAAGGGUAGGGGAUAGGGAGGAAGGGAAAAAGAGAAGGGGAUUGGGGAGAGAGGGUCAAUGUCAUAGUGUAACUGCAAAGACGAAAAUGUCAUACCGGUAGUUGCAACUUACUCUCAAGCUUCGUUUGUUUUAACUGAGUACUAGAAAGAAUAUGAGCUGGUGACCCGUAUGGGGUUUUAUUUAAUGGGUUUUAAAGAAGUGUUAAUGUGACUCAAUUUUCAAAUACAGUCAAAACAUGUAAGCUAGAUUUUACUCUUUACGAGCGUUUUAUGGGGAUGUAAAACAAUACAAAAGCUCUGGCACCUGUUUAGACUCCUAUAAAACGAGCUGGUAAAAAUAAGUAAGUAAUUAAUUAAUACUGAUAAUCAUAAUAAUAAUACAGAGCUGUUGCCCGAUCCAAAAUUGUCUAGUGCUGUUUUGUACUCGAACACCUACCUUGUCCGCUCUCUAAUCUCUUUGUGUUUUGGUGUAUUUACUUUCUUUUGAAAAUUAUAUUUUCAAACUUAAAAUAGAGCACAAAAUUAUUGAUAUUAAUUUUUAGAGGGACACCCCCUCUUAAAGCACCUGGUCUUAUGUAAAAUAGGGUGGUAACGGAACAGAAAUAGGGCGCACUCCUCAAAGCCAAUUACAAGUCUCUUGGAGAAACGUUUUUCCAACUGAACGAGAGAGGAAGCAUGUGAUUACAAGUGAAUUUCGCUUUGUUUUAGGAUCAGUGAGGAUUUGUUAGAAGAAGCCCUACAUGAAGUUGGUAAUGAACUUGAACACGUGUGCGAUGAUUACGCAGAAGCUUUGUACAACGAAGAAUUUGUUUCUGUCAGCACAGAUACGUGA